This is a messenger RNA of Coregonus clupeaformis (lake whitefish), 3162 nucleotides long. It is a transcript of the gene selenon, whose product is annotated as selenoprotein N. The transcript has 12 exons. NCBI's taxonomy places the organism in Eukaryota, Metazoa, Chordata, Actinopteri, Salmoniformes, Salmonidae. The record is from RefSeq and is a predicted model, not a curated record. Gene Ontology annotation, cellular component: endoplasmic reticulum membrane. Gene Ontology annotation, biological process: calcium ion homeostasis; skeletal muscle fiber development.
UGCCCCUCAGUAAAUGGAUUCGAUGAAUGGAGAAGAAGAGAUGUGGGAAAUGAGAAUUUCAAGAAAUUAAGGUCUAUACAUGUACAGCUAGCUGUUGGUUGCAACAGAGUAGCGAUCGGGAAGUCGCGGAUAGUUCUACGAGUAGAGUACAUUUUUACCGUAAUUGGUGGCUAUAUUUCCAAUAAAUAAAGGUAAUUUGCGCGGAUUGUCUAGAGAGCAUGCCUGCGUUUGUGUAGGGGUGAGAGCAAGGAAUGGCCGCGGACGUGGAUAAAAUAAUCCCCGAGGACAAGAAUGCUAGUCUGGGGGAGGAUGAGCAUCUGGACAAAUCUCAAAGCGGUGAACGACUGGCGUCUGGCAAAUCCAAGCGAUCUAGGAUCAUUGGAGCAAUGUCAACAUUGCUUAUGUUCAUUAUUGUUCCCCUUCUUGCCUUUGGUUACAAAUAUUAUCAGGACUCACAGCUUCUUACACGUCAUGAAGUGGCAUUGAAAGCACUGGGCGCCGAGGGCCUCUUUCUCUUCUCCUCCUUGGACACAGACCAUGACCUGUACCUCAGUCCUGAGGAGUUCAAACCCAUCGCAGAGAAACUCACAGGGAUCUCGCCUCCAGCGGAUUUCGAGGAGGAAGUGACCCAUGACCCCAAUGGAGAGACCCUAACCCUGGAGGCCAAGAUGCAGCCUCUGCAGCUUUACACAAUGACGAAGAGCAAGGAUGGUUUCCUAGGGGUUACUCAUAGUUCCCUGAGUGGGCUGCGUUCCUGGCAGAGUCCUGCUGUGCCCUCCACGUCCUUCUCAGCCAGCCAGUUCAGGGCCUUCCUGCCCCCCAAAAACAAAGGGGAAGUGGGGGACACCUGGUGGGUCGUUCAGAGUGAGCUCAACAUCUUCACUGGGUACCUGCCAAACAAUCGCUACCACCCUCCUGCACCACGAGGAAAAGAGGUUCUCAUUCACUCCCUGCUGAGUAUGUUCCACCCACGGCCCUUCAUCAAGUCCCGCUUUGCCCCUCAGGGAACAGUGGCCUGCAUCCGAGCCGCCAGUGACUUCUAUUUGGACAUAGUCUUCAGGAUCCAUGCAGAGUUCCAGCUCAACGACGUCCCAGACUUCCCCUUCUGGUUCACCCCAGGCCAGUUCACUGGCAACAUUGUCCUCUCUCGGGACUCCUCCCACGUCCGACAGUUCAACCUCUACGUCCCCAACGACAGGACUCUGAAUGUGGACAUGGAGUGGCUCUAUGGAGCCACUGAGAGCAGCAAUAUGGAGGUGGACAUUGGAUACCUGCCACAGAUGGAGCUGCAAGCCGUUGGUCCAUCCACGCCCUCCUUCAUCCACGAUGAGGAGGGGAACAUCAUCGACAGCCGACGGGGAGGCAGCGACCCUGUCCAGUUUGUCUUCGAGGACAUCCACUGGACGUCUGAGAUCAGCCGCGAGGAGGCUGCUCGCCGCCUCGAGGUCACCUUCUACCCCUUCAAGAAGGUGUCAUACCUGCCCUUCUCAGAGGCCUUUGAGCGAGCACAGGCAGAGAGCAAGCUGGUGCACUCCAUCCUCCUCUGGGGUGCACUAGAUGACCAAUCCUGCUGAGGUUCGGGGCGGACUCUCCGGGAGACAGUCCUGGAAAGUUCGCCCGUCCUGGCCCUGCUCAACCAGAGCUUCGUCAGCAGCUGGUCCCUGGUCAAAGAGCUGGAGGACAUGCAGGCUAACGAGCAUAACCCGGUUGAGAGUCACAGGGCCCGCCUACACCUGGAGAAGUACAACUUUCCAGUAGAAAUGAUGGUGGCGCUGCCCAACGGCACUAUUGUCCACCACAUCAACGCUAAUUACUUCCUGGACCAGACGUCCAUGAAGCCGGAGGAGGAAGCUCCCACAUUUAGCUUCUCUGGGGGGUUCGAGGACCCAUCCACUGCUACGUACAUCAACUUCCUCAAAGAGGGGCUGGAGAAAGCCAAGGAGCACCUGGCACAGUAAAGACAAACGGUGGUCAAAAGUGUGUGUGUAAAUUAGGGGUAAAUCCUCUGUGAAGGAUAAUGAUCAAAGAAAAAGCGAACUUCUGUGUAGGGAUCGGAUUCCUACAGUGCCGGCAGCUGUUGAUAACUUUUCAGGUUGUUUCACUAGCAUCCAACAGUAUCAGUAUUACAACAACCUCUUCGAACGACAGUGGUCGCUAUACCAGUUGAGCACUUCUGAAGACAUAUAUGCUUUAGACAAAACUGUUUUUUUUAAUAACUAAACUCAAUACUCAGUAGAUGUUCUUCAAGUUAACAUGCUCCUAAUCCCAUUCCAUAUAAUCACUAAUGUUGCUGUUACUUACCAAUUAUUUUAACAAAGUUCAGAGUCAGAACAGUGGCCAGGUUACAAACAUUGCUCUGGUCUCUCCUAGUGGCUAAUUAAUUGUACUUAUUUAUGCAUUCUGUUAUGUCAUAACAGUGAGUUGAGAUUUGCUUUACUCAAACUUUAACUUUUCUUUAUAUCUACAUUUUCAUACGAAAACAAGCAGACUGCACCAUAAUUAUUUUAUCUCUAUAUUGCGCAAUAUGUAAAGAACCACAUAUGUGUUUUAAUUCUGUUACUGUUGGAAGAGUUGGAGGGGCAGAACAGGUGAAGUCGUUCCCGCUAGAGUUUCAGCAGUUUGUGAUGGCCUUGCCUGAAAGUCCAAAGUUGGCUGGGCAAGACCUGAUGUCAUUGCUAAAGCUUCUGCAGGCAACACCCCUGCUCUGUUCCCCCGAGGUUGCCAACAGCUGUCAUGGAAACCCGAAAACAAAGCUGUAUGGUGGCACAAUGUGUAAUGUAAUACCUUUUGUUUCUCUUUUUUUUAUGAAAGCCAACAGUUGUAGAUGUACAUCUUAUGUUGAUUGACUUGUUAUUUCUUAACACCUUGACCAUGAGAUCAGAACCAUAAGACUACACCAAAGAUUAUCUAACAAAAUGAAUUUAUCAGGGGCAAGAAGAAAUGGACUUAGUGAUAAUCAUUGUGGAUUCUACCACGAACAUGUGAUAAACUUGAAAUGGAUCAUAUCUUAGUAAAGUGUUCUGUUUCUCCAUCAGCCUCUUGUUAAGCGCUGCAAUAUAGGCAGCACAUUUAGCCAUUACAGAGGUACAUUAUCCCCUUGAAAUAUGCUUGACUAACAGUGGCACAUUUUCUGCAAAAAAUUAAAAUGGAUCUUUGCUAAAA